CACACUGAAGUCAGCCCGGACUGAAAACCUUUUUAUUGAUUUGUGUCGGAAAUUAAAGGAUAACUUGGAUUAGGAGCACCAUGAGCGGCUAUCGAGGCAUCGGUGGCGGCGGGUUUCCCUACCGAAAGACCGCCACAUCUGGAUCCAACAUGAAUGCAGUUCCACCACCGCCGACGCUUAAUUCCCGGGGCUACCGCGGAGGAGUGACUCCUUCCACUGCCCGGGGCGGCGGAACGGCGGGAAGCACCACAUCCAAGCACGGAUAUACCACGCUGGACUCCAUAAGUCAAUAUACAAACUCCACGAACUUUGUGGGAAAGAGGAAACAACACUCAGAGGACGAUUACUUCGACGACGACGACGAACCCGCUCAUAAGGAGCUGGAACAGGCCUACAUACCAGCGCCUGGGUCCCCGGGAGCCCCACCACCACAAGCUAACAAGAAGGAUGAGUCUGAUUCCGAUGAGGACCCAUUGGAGCAAUUCAUGGCCGGCAUAAACCAGCAAGUGGAGAAGGAGAAGCGCCAAAACCAUCCGAAGGUCCAGGAGAAAGCAGUGCGUCAUGACAUAGACGACGAGGACGAUGAGGAAAGCUACUACCGCUACAUGGAGGAGAAUCCCAAUGCGGGAUUGCGGGACGAGGGCUCAGAUCAGGAGGUGGAGUACGACGAGGAUGGAAAUCCGAUAGCUCCGCCCAAAAAGAAAGACAUUGAUCCUUUGCCGCCAAUCUAUCAUUCUGAAAUUGAAUACGAUUCCUUCGAGAAGAAUUUCUACACGGAACACGAGGACAUUGCGGCUUUGGACGAAGAGAAGGUCAGGGACCUGCGGCGGACAUUGGGUGUAAAGGUCACUGGGCCCUCGCCACCCAAGCCGGUGACUUCGUUUGGUCACUUUGGCUUUGAUGAGCCCCUCUUGAAGGCCGUGAGAAAGGCGGAGUACACUCAACCCACUCCCAUUCAGGCCCAGGCUGUACCCACCGCGUUAUCCGGCAGGGAUAUAAUUGGCAUAGCCAAGACGGGCUCUGGAAAAACGGCAGCUUUCAUUUGGCCCUUGCUCAUGCAUUUAAUGGACCAAAAGGAGCUCCAGCCAGGCGACGGACCAAUUGGCCUCAUCUUGGCCCCCACUCGUGAACUCUCGCUGCAAAUCUACAACGAAGCCAAAAAGUUCGGCAAGGUCUACAACCUGAACGUGGUCUGCUGCUACGGAGGCGGCUCCAAGUGGGAGCAAAGCAAAGCCCUCGAGCAGGGAGCCGAAAUUGUGGUGGCCACGCCGGGCCGAAUGAUAGACAUGGUCAAGAUGAAGGCAACCAACUUGAAGAGGGUAACGUUUUUGGUUCUCGACGAAGCCGAUCGGAUGUUCCACAUGGGCUUCGAGCCCCAGGUGCGCUCCAUUUGCAACCACGUCCGCCCCGACCGACAAACCCUCCUGUUCUCCGCCACCUUCAAGAAACGGAUUGAACGCCUUGCCAGAGAUGUUCUCACCGAUCCGGUGCGAAUCGUCCAGGGAGAUCUAAACGAAGCCAACCAGGACAUCACCCAGUCCGUUUUCGUUUUCCCUAAUCCUCUGCAGAAGUGGAACUGGCUGCUGUGCCACCUGGUCAAGUUCCUUUCCGAGGGAAGUGUCCUGAUCUUCGUGACCAAAAAGGCGGAUGCCGAAACAGUGGCCAAUAACUUGCUGGUGAAGGAGUACAACUGCCUACUGCUCCAUGGCGACAUGGACCAGGCGGAUAGGAACAAAGUCAUCACACAAUUCAAGAAGAAGGAGUGCGACAUUCUGGUGGCCACCGAUGUCGCAGCCAGAGGUCUGGACAUACCCCACAUCAGAAAUGUUGUAAACUACGAUAUCGCCAGGGAUAUUGAUACGCACACCCAUCGAAUUGGAAGAACGGGAAGAGCUGGGGAGAAGGGCAAUGCCUUCACCCUGGUCACCGACAAGGACAAGGAGUUCGCUGGUCAUCUGGUGCGGAAUCUGGAGGGAGCGGACCAACAGGUGCCGGAGGAUCUAAUGGAGUUGGCCAUGAAGAGCUCCUGGUUCCGUAGUUCUCGAUUCAAGCAGGGCAAAGGCAGAAAGCCGGCGAAUACCUACACCGGCUUGGGAUAUCGGGAACGUGGAAACGGACCUAGACCAGAAUCAGGAUCCGGAUCAAGCGGACCAAGUACUGCCAGCGCUGCAGGAGGAGAAGGCCCUUCCAGUAAGCCCAGUUCGGGCUCAGGACCAGCCACAGAUCGGUACGCGGCCAUGAGGGAGGCGUUCAGGUCGCAGUACAACUCCCAGUUUCGAGCGUCCAGCGAUCGCACAUGGGAGAAGACUUUGCCCGAACAAGGGGUAUUCGCCGCGCCCAAGGCACCAUCAUCAACAGGCUCCUCCCAGGGGGCUGCCUCCGCCACGUCCGGUUCGUCUGGAAGCCAAGACUCAAAAAGGGCCAAAAAAAGCCGCUGGAAUUAAACAGAUACAUAUUUUGAAGAAAACUAACGAUUAUAUUUUUAUUUCUCGUUCAUAUUAUUUAAUGUGUAUUUGCUUUUGUUCCAUCAUUUAAAAUUACAUCUUAUGAACUAAAUUUAAACAUAUAUAUAUAUAUAUUUUUAUAUAUAUAAUCAGAUAUAUACGAUGUUCAUUCAUAAAUGUUACGUUAGUUAAAUACUCGUAUGUACAAUUCUCUUCCUCCGCAGCCAGAUUCGGAUCCGAACUCAAGAUCCGAUCGAUCGAUCCAAAUCCCACUGAUCCAAAUAAAAAUCAUCUAAUCUGUAAUCUUGGUUAUGUGUAUUUUAUUUUGAAUAAAAUCACAUUUGCGCAUCCAUA
This is a messenger RNA of Drosophila bipectinata, 2798 nucleotides long. RefSeq names its product ATP-dependent RNA helicase DDX42. Lineage: Eukaryota; Metazoa; Arthropoda; Insecta; Diptera; Drosophilidae. Gene Ontology annotation, molecular function: RNA helicase activity; nucleic acid binding; ATP binding. The record is from RefSeq and is a predicted model, not a curated record.